Molecule: messenger RNA, 1785 nt
Organism: Mercenaria mercenaria
Lineage: Eukaryota; Metazoa; Mollusca; Bivalvia; Venerida; Veneridae
Product: protein wech-like
Exons: 2
Coding region: 32-1783 (583 amino acids)
Source: RefSeq, a predicted model, not a curated record
AAGCAAAAAUACUAGGACAUGUAAACUGAAAAUGGCAACGGGAAAAGAACUACCAAAAUCCACGAAGGAUUCAGAGGAGACGUUUGAUAUUCACUGUUCACCUUGCUCAGACAAGGGCACAAUAAAGGAAGCUAAAAAGUUAUGUGUAGAUUGCGGAUCAUACCUUUGUGAUACUUGUCUACAGUAUCAUAAACAGUUUCCGGCAUUGAAACUGCACCAGAUUGUUGACAAAUCUCACCCGGGAAGUAUUCACGCUGUGACGGGCGCACAAACAGAUCGAUGUGCUGUCCACCCAGGACGUAUCAUAGAUAAAUAUUGUAUAGACCAUGGUGAAAUAUGCUGUGAAGCAUGCAUCACAAUUAAACACAGGUCUUGUGUGAAUGUUGACAAUUUAUCGAAUGCGGCAAAUGGAAUACGCGACAGUCAAAAGCACAAGGACACCAAAGAGGGCCUGUACAACGUUAUCAAACGAAUUUCCCAGAACAAGGAAAAGUUUGUGAACACCAUAGCAUGCCUUGAUCAAAAGAAAGAUUCAAUCCUGAAGGACAUUGAUGCUUUUCAAGACAAACUAAUUAAUGGCAUAAAAGAACUGGCAGACGUUUCCAGGAAAGAGGUUGUGUCUAAUCAUGCUGAACGAGUAAAAACCGUUCAGUCAGAUAUUAGGGAACUUGAAACAGUUUUGUCAGUAGCUGAAGACAGUGUAAUGGAUGUAUGUGCUAGUGGACUCAACGACGCUCAAGUACUGAUUAAUUGUAAGAAUGCUAAAAAGGUGAUUACAGAUGUCGGGACGGUUGUUGAAGCUCUGUCCAACAAUCAAGACCAAAGUGACUUUUAUUAUAGCUUUGACAAAACGUUGGCAGAUAACAUUUCCGGUAUGAAAUCAUUGGGGAUCCUUAAUGAUGAAAAUGACUUACCUUAUUUUGCCAAAAGGUACAAGUCAGUCAAUGUUAAUUGCAGUGAAGUAAAUGCCAUAUGUGUGUUUGAAAAUGGAACAUUCGCAUUCGUUGAUUGUGUAAGUGAAAGUAUAACGAGGCUGAAUAGUGAUUAUGCAAUUAUAGAUCAACUGACACUUGAUGGGCAUCCAGUGUCACUGUGUGUUACUGGACCACAGGAAGUUGCGCUUGCGUUACGCGAUGAGAAGAAAGUACAGUUUAUUCUGUGUGACAGAAUAUUGUCAGUUGGGAAUUCAUUUAAAAUUCCCCAGAUAUGUACGGGUCUUGGUUACGACUCGUACUCUGGUCACCUGUAUAUUUGUAGUGGAGCUAAAUGGAGAUGGAAUGAGUCAGGAAGAGUUGAUGUUUACAAGAAAAGCGGUACACUUGUAAAAACCUACGAACGUGAUAACAUCGGAAUACAAAUAUUUUCCUCGCCAAAGCAUAUAUGCAUCGCGUCAAAUGCAAUUUAUGUUGCAGAUAGCAACAAUGGACUGAUUGCUUUAAAAAAAGAUGGUGACAAAAGUUGGACAUUUACAGACAGAAAACUGAAGAGUGCAUGGGGAGUUUGCCUUCUGUCCGAAACUCAACUUCUAGUGACUGGAAUAAACUCGAAUAACGUUCUGCAUAUCACAAAUGAUGGAAAAGAAAUAUGCGAGUUUCUUGGAGCCGGAGAAUCAUUAAACAAACCAUUCACAGUGGUCUUUGACAGGCUAAAUUCUAGAAUAAUGGUGGGCUGUAGGUCAGGUGUGAUAACAGUAUACACAUUGUCUAGACCACCACGAACGGGACACUCAAAUUACACUUUGUUGAACAUACACAGUAUUAUUAGAAGUUUAAACAAGAUAUGAAA